AUGACUGCGACAAGUAAUGAACGAGAAAAAGAUCUUGAGAAGCUCUUUAAGAUUAUCCACAAUGUGAAAUAUGCCAUGCUAACAACAGUUAAUGAAGAUGGAACACUUCAUAGUCGGCCAAUGGUGAAUAAACAAGCCGAUUCGUUUCAUGGUGAACUUUGGUUUUUUACUCAACGAAGUGCACACAAAGUAACCGAAGUGAAAAAAGGCUCCGAAGAAGUCAAUAUUUCCUAUGCUGAUCCGGAAAAUCAAUCAUAUGUUUCGAUCAGCGGUCGAGCAGAUCUAGUGGAUGAUAAUACCAAAAAACGAGAUUUAUGGAGCGAAUCUCUCAAAGCCUGGUUUCCAAAAGGUCUCGAUGAUCCUGAUCUAACACUACUUCGUAUUACCAUUGGCGAAGCUGAGUAUUGGGAUUCGUCAUCAACAGUAAUGCAGAAAUUAUACGGAUUAGCCAAAGCAACGAUCCUAGGUGAUCACACCGCUUUGGCUGGUGAAAAUAAAAAACUUAUUUUAAAUUAA
Adineta ricciae is the source of this 516-nucleotide messenger RNA. Lineage: Eukaryota; Metazoa; Rotifera; Eurotatoria; Adinetida; Adinetidae. The record is from the annotation of a GenBank genome assembly.